This is a messenger RNA of Macaca mulatta (Rhesus monkey), 4535 nucleotides long. It is a transcript of the gene KCNIP2, whose product is annotated as potassium voltage-gated channel interacting protein 2. Lineage: Eukaryota; Metazoa; Chordata; Mammalia; Primates; Cercopithecidae. Gene Ontology annotation, cellular component: voltage-gated potassium channel complex. Gene Ontology annotation, molecular function: potassium channel regulator activity; calcium ion binding. The record is from RefSeq and is a predicted model, not a curated record. Gene Ontology annotation, biological process: regulation of potassium ion transmembrane transport.
UGGGUUUGGUAGGAAGAGCCAUGUGUUUGUGUAGGUGACUGUGUCACCCUUCGUACAUUUCCAUGUGUGUGUUUGUGUCUCUCAUUGUGCAGCCUGCUCUAGAAAGCCAGCAGAGUGGGAGGAGGGAGGCUGUCUCCCUGAGGCCAAAACAAAGCUGGGGAGGUGGAGGGAAGCCAUGAUCCUUGUCCUUCCUGAGGGGAGUGAGAUUGAGACCUGGGAAGGGGGAGGGGACUAGGAUGAGGUGCCUUGAACAUGUGCCUACCCCCACCCCCCAUCACUGUUCCUGGGAAGGCCCUAGUCAGGAUCAGGGGAGCCACUCAGGCUGGCCUCAGAUGAGAGAGCAUGCCAGAUGCCCCUCAGAGCUGGAUGGAAUCCAAAGGGCCCGCUGUCCAGCACUUCCAUGAAUUCUGUUUCCACCUCCAUCUUAGAAUUCUUGAGAGUAGUAAGGGCCUAGGGGCCUUCAAUACCAUCACAUUAAGUCAGUGUUUGCUUCCAGCUUUAAGGGGUUCUCCUGCUUAAUGGAACCAUCCCUUCCGCACUUAGCUAUUUGAAUGAGACUGGGUGGCGGAAGCGUUUGUAUUUGGAGAUGCCCUGCCUCAGGUCAGUCAGGAAUAGAAGUGUACCAACUAUGUGACUUUUGUUUUCUUGGCCUCACCUUUCUCAUCUGUAAAAGAGAAUGUUACUUCCUGGCUGCCUGCCUGCCUCCCAAGGGAAAUGGAAAGGUCAAAUGUUGACAAGCGUCAAGAAUCGUGGUACGGGUCUACAGCAGCCUACCUGUAGAUAGCUCCGCACAGGACUUGGAAAGUAGACAUAGUACUACCAGGAGCUCUCAUCUCGAAGGGCGUCUUAUUUUAUAGUGGGAGACAAAUCAGGUUGGGACGCCAGUGUUAACGAAGACUCUGGGCGGGCAGCGGCGCCAAGCUCUGAGUGCUGCGAGAUGCCUAAGCUGAAGCACGAAGGGGAGUCGUUGUCCGCGGUGCUGAAGCGCGCGCCAGGCCUCGCCUUCCCUUGCCUGCAGGUGGGAUUCCUGGGAUCAGAUUUAGGGUAUACUCCAGCUCCUGUCAUCCUGGCCCAUCAGGCUUGCAGGGAGGCAGCUGGAAAGUUACACCUCAGGGCAUCCUGGGUACCUUCGACCGUUUUGCUUCCCCACUCCCAACCCAAAGCUCAAAACGGAGCUGGGAGACUCUUUAGGAAAACAAAACAAAACAAAACACAGUCCGAGCCCCACCCGGACCCCUGUCUAAUCCCUCGGGUCUUCCCAGCCCAGUGGGGCCGCUGGGCAGUGCGGUUCCGAGGGGAAAGGCUACGUUUAGCGGCGGCCCUGUCUGAGUGGAAGAGAGAAAGGCCAAGAGAAGAUGCGGAGAGGGUUGGAGCCUGACUGGCCAGUCCUGAGCUCGGUCCCCGAACUGGGAUCUCUCCUUGGAGUCCCUCCGGCCCUGAGUAUUGUUCCCGGGGCGGGGGUGCCCCCGUGUGGCUGCGAGGAGCCAUGCGCACGGAGCUGCUUCGCGAUGGGGUGGUCGCCGUCAAGUGGAUAAGAUUUGCCCAGAGUUAGGAGGUCAUUCCCACCACUUAAAAGUAUGCUUUUCAAACAAAUAUGCAGGAUCCCAGUCGAAAGAGCGGGACUAUAUCUCUCCCGUAGGCUUUCCCAGGAAUUUGAAGGCGUUAGAGGGUCCUGGAAGGGUUUACUUGGAGUGUAACCUGAUAGGGAUGAGUCCAGAGUCCGGGAAAGGGGCUCAGUGGGACCGAAGUGGGGGGGUGGGGGUGGGGGUGGGGCUCUUCUCGAAGCAUUCGGCUGUAGCCAGCGUGUGGUGGUAGAGUCUGUAAACCUGCCGCACCGAGACAAACGCAAAUAGAAACAGUUGUGAGAGCAAGGAAUUUGGAGCCGGGAGACAGAAAACAGUGGGACACAACUCUGCCGCCUCUUCUUUGCCACCUCAAUACACUGGCCUCCUCUCCUUCCUCCUGUCUUGUCUUCCAUUGGUCCAGAAAGUGUGGAAGUGUGGGGAGUUGCCAUGACAACUCUGUCCUCUUACUCCUUCGGCUCUUUAUGCCAAAAUGGUGGGGGCAGGGUGCAGGGUGCGGGGAGGAGUGCGACAGGCGGAGAAAGGGGGGCUGAAAGGAGGCAAUAAAAGAUACGGUUCAUUCCCCAUCCAGCUCUUUUCUCAAAACCCACAUGUACUUGCCUGGCCUCCCCGCCAGAACCCAGAAAAAUGCUCUCUGAGAAGGCUGAGUCCGCGCCACCCCUCCCUGCCCCCCUAGUCCAGGAACUUUGGGGGCGGAUGCUUCACAUGAUGGGGCCAGGGUGAGCUCCUCUCAGGCGGCCAGGAGCACAUGGGAAGUCUCCAGGGUUUCAAUCCUAUGCAUGCCGGGCCGGCCCUCCCGCGCCGCCCACGCAGGGCCCACUCGGGUGAGGGCGGAGACCGGACCGCCCCGGGCCCUGGGGGCGGAGCUUGGACGCAGAGCUCUCCGCCAAACCAUGAACCGAUGCCCUCGCAGGUGCCGGAGCCCGCUGGGGCAGGCAGCGCGAUCUCUCUACCAGCUGGUGACUGGGUCGCUGUCCCCAGACAGCGUGGAGGAUGAAUUUGAAUUGUCCACCGUGUGUCACCGGCCUGAGGGUCUGGAGCAGCUGCAGGAGCAAACCAAAUUCACGCGCAAGGAGUUGCAGGUCCUGUACCGGGGCUUCAAGAACGAAUGUCCGAGCGGAAUUGUCAAUGAGGAGAACUUCAAGCAAAUUUACUCCCAGUUCUUUCCUCAAGGAGACUCCAGCACCUAUGCCACUUUUCUCUUCAAUGCCUUUGACACCAACCAUGAUGGCUCGGUCAGUUUUGAGGACUUUGUGGCUGGUUUGUCCGUGAUUCUUCGGGGAACUGUAGAUGACAGGCUUAAUUGGGCCUUCAACUUGUAUGACCUCAACAAGGACGGCUGCAUCACCAAGGAGGAAAUGCUUGACAUCAUGAAGUCCAUCUACGACAUGAUGGGCAAGUACACAUACCCUGCACUCCGGGAGGAGGCCCCAAGGGAACAUGUGGAGAACUUCUUCCAGAAGAUGGACAGAAACAAGGAUGGCGUGGUGACCAUUGAGGAAUUCAUUGAGUCUUGUCAAAAGGAUGAGAACAUCAUGAGGUCCAUGCAGCUCUUUGACAAUGUCAUCUAGCCCCCAGGAGAGGGGGUCAGUGUUUCCUGGGGGGACCAUGCUCUAACCCUAGUCCAGGUGGACCUCACCCUUCUCUUCCCAGGUCUAUCCUUGUCCUAGGCCUCCCUGGGGGCUGGAGGGAUCCAAGAGCUUGGGGAUUUAGUAGUCCAGAUCUCUGGAGCUGAAGGGGCCAGAGAGUGGGCAGAGUGCAUCUUGGGGGGUGUUCCCAACUCCCACCAGCUCUCACCCGCUUCCUGCCUGACACCCAGUGUUGAGAGUGCCCCUCCUAUAGGAACUGAGUGGUUCCCCACCUCCUACCCCCACUCUAGAAACACACUAGACAGAUGUCUCCUGCUAUGGUGCUUCCCCCAUCCCUGACUUCAUAAACAUUUCCCCUAAAACUCCCUUCUCAGAGAGAAUGCUCCAUUCUUGGCACUGGCUGGCUUCUCAGACCAGCCUUUGAGAGCCCUGUGGGAGGGGGACAAGAAUGUAUAGGGGAGAAAUCUUGGGCCUGAGUCAAUGGAUAGGUCCUAGGAGGUGGCUGGGGUUGAGAAUAGAAAGGCCUGGACACAAUGUGAUUGCUCAGGCAUACCAAGUUAUAGCUCCAAGUUCCACAGGUCUGCUACCACAGGCCAUCAAAAUAUAAGUUUCCAGGCUUUGCAGAAGACCUUGUCUCCUUGGAAAUGCCCCAGAUAUUUUCCAUACCCUCCUCGAUAUCCAUGGAGAGCCUGGGGCUAGAUAUCUGGCAUAUCCCUGGCAUUGCUUCCUCUCCUUCCUUCCUGCAUGUGUUGGUGGUGGUUGUGGCAGGGGAAUGUGGAUAGGAGAUGUCCUGGCUGAUGCCUGCCAAAGUUUCAUCCCACCCUCCCUGCUCAUCGCCCCUGUUUUGAGGGCUGUGACUUGAGUUUUUGUUUCCCAUGUUCUCUAUAGACUUGGGACCUUCCUGAACUUGGGGCCUAUCACUCCCCACAGUGGAUGCCUUAGAAGGGAGAGGGAAGGAGGGAGGCAGGCAUAGCAUCUGAACCCAGUGUGGGGGCAUUCACUAGGAUCUUCAAUCAACCCGGGCUCUCCCCAACCCCCCAGAUAACCUCCUCAGUUCCCUAGAGUCUCCUCUUGCUCUACUCAAUCUACCCAGAGAUGCCCCUUAGCACACUCAGAGGGCAGGGACCAUAGGACCCAGGUUCCAACCCCAUUGUCAGCACCCCAGCCAUGCUGCCAUCCCUUAGCACACCUGCUCGUCCCAUUCAGCUUACCCUCCCAGUCAGCCAGAAUCUGAGGGGAGGGCCCCCAGAGAGCCCCCUUCCCCAUCAGAAGACUGUUGACUGCUUUGCAUUUUGGGCUCUUCUAUAUAUUUUGUAAAAUAAGAACUAUACCAGAUCUAAUAAAACACAAUGGCUAUGCACAG